AAUCGUUAGGAUGCAAACAUGUCUGUACUGCAGUUAAUUGUUUGUAAAUCAUUUCGAUCACCAGUGUUGUGCUGGAGUGUAAAUUGAAGUGUGAAUAAUUUGUAGCGGUCUGUGUUUAGUAACGUUAGAAAGUGAGCUAUUUAAAAGCACGCUGUUCUUUUUGCAACUAAAAGGGAAAAUCCUGGACCAUCACAGCUCAGAUCGAGAAACACAGAGUGAAAAAAGCUGAAUUGCCAUGGCUAAUGAUCGGAGUAGAGAGCCAGCUGGCCUGGAUGGACUACCAGAGCUAUACAGCAUUCUACAAGGAGAGGUGGCUUCUGUAACUGAAUAUGGAGCUUUUGUUAAGAUCCCAGGAUACAGGAAACAUGGUCUAGUUCAUAAGAAUGACAUGUCUGCCUCUCGGGUUGAUAAGCCCGCUGAAAUGGUUGAUGUUGGGGAGAAGGUUUGGAUUAAAGUCAUUGGCAGAGAGAUUACUGAUGAUAAAGUCAAACUUGCUUUUUCCAUGAAGUCUGUCAAUCAAGGGACAGGGCGAGACCUAGAUCCCAACAAUGUGAUGGCUGAGCAAGAUGCUCGCAGACGAAGGCAUUUCCGGGAUCACACAAAUCAGAAAAUCACAUUAGAGGCUGUGCUUAACACUACCUGCAAAAAGUGUGGGUGUACAGGUCACUUUGCCAAGGACUGUUUCUCACAGCCAGGGCUUCAGUACAGUUUAGUGCCAGAAGAGGAGGAACAACAAACCUCUGAGACAGUCCAAUCAGAGCCUCAGAAACAAAAGAAGGACAAGAAGGCCAAAAAGGAGAAGAAAAAGAAAACACGAAAGAGGGAGAGAUUAUCUUCCGACAGCGAAGAUGCUAAAAAAGCAAGACACUCCCAUUCACAUUCCAAAAAGAAAAAGCACAAGAAACACAAAACACACAAGUGAAUAUUGUGAACACUGGCUUAUGGACUUUGUAUUUCUGUCUGUUAAGUUUGUUUUAUUAGUCGUUGUAUUCAGUUUUCUAAAAGCUAAGAAUAAAUGUCAUUUUUGAAGAGUGUAACUAACGUAUGAAUGUCAGUGCAGAGAGGUCAGAUUCUAGAGGUGAACAGUGAAAAAGGUUAUUCCUCCAUGACCCCCUUACCCACUAAGACACAGGACAGUCAGUCACAAGCUUAAAUUAGAACACACAUGACAUGGCUAUGAGAACAUGCUUAAAUUAGAUAUACAGGACAGUCCCAACAAAGAUGCAGCAUUUUGGUAUACUCACAGCUUUGGAAACGUUGCUGGAAACACUGACUGGUAUAAAUAGGCUGAGUAUAGGCACACCACAUGACUUUUGUGGCCCACUUUUUAAGGUUAGGAAUCUACAUGACACAAUAGACACAUGUUGCAUUCACAUGGACCAAAGAACAUUGCUUUUAGAAAAGAACGAGAUGUACAAUAACUUGUUUUGGGGGUGUAAAGCUGAUUUUUACUUUAUUUGGAUAUGGUACAAAGAAACAUGGACCGUUAAGCAUUAACCACAAGAUGGCUUUUUCAGCAGCAACAUAAUCAGGAUAGCAGGAAGAACUUCACUCUGCUUUCACAUAGUAUCGUUUGGACUCCACCUCGCCCAGAGUUAGUGUCUAUCAAAGAGAAUGCAAAAUGAUUUGAAUUAGCAAACAAUUAAGAACCCCCCCCCCCCCCCCUUUAUGCCCAGGGUCCUGAACCAAGUCUUAAACACAAGCGAUACUUACCAGUGUGAGAUUGUUGCCAUCAAUUUCUCUGACCAGUGUUGUUUCUUUGCCAUCCCAUUUCUGAACAUGAACCAGCUUACCCCCGUCAAGUGUUACUAGAGACUAAAACGGAAAGAAGAUGGGGGUUGGGGAGAAUUUUUUUUAUAAUACUGUAAAGAGGGCACUUUGGUGGCACAACAGUAAAAACCAGUGCUGACAUUUCAAACCUACAAGUUUAAGUCUCAGCACUGCUAUCAGCCAGCCGGGCACUAAUACGGACAAUAAUUGGCUUGUCCGGUGGAGGGGGGAGCCAAAGGGAUUUUUCACAACUCCUACAAAUAAAGCCUCUGCUGGCUGAUUGAUGGCACCUGCACAGAGAUGGUAUAACAGAAAUUGGCAUGUGACUACGUGCACAAUACAGAUCCCGAUGAAUCUGCCUCGAGCAGAAGAAAAGAAGCAAUCAACUACCGAGUGUGUGCCAAAGGGGGUGCGUGUUAGUUAUGGCCCUCCUUGGUCAGGAGGUCUGCAACAGGUGAAAUACAAUCAAGUAACUUGACAUGACUAGAUCGGAAGGGAAAAUUUGAAAAAAUGCGUAAAUAAAAAUACAGAAAUAUAGAAAUAAUUAUGUAGACAACAUUGAAUUUUGUAAAGGUAUGCUACUGAAUGCACUUAAACAAGCCAAAUUUUACAUGUACAUUUACCUGUGUUUUACCUAGUAGUUUAGCAUCAUGUGAAGUUAAAACUGACUUUAUUAAGUAUAUAUCUGCACAGUAACAUUACAGAUUAAUAUUACAGAAAAACAUCUAGAAUAAUAACACUGCACUGGAUAAUACAAAUACAGUCCACAGCAAGUAGGCUGAAGCUUACAGAUGGAGAAGUGAUGCACUCCAAUCUGCUGUGUUACAAUGCAAACAAGCACCGCUUUCUGGCUGUGUCUAAUUUUAAUUCCUUCAGACACAGUACAUGGUCCAUGCAGAUAAUGCAUCAUCGCCAUGUAAAACUAAUAAAAUGUACAUUUUAAUUUCCUAUGAAUUAUAGUGCUUUGUGGUCUGGUAAGUGAGGCAUUUCAUUUAAAUAAACUGUUUAAUCCUGA
Messenger RNA from Trichomycterus rosablanca, 2785 nucleotides. It is a transcript of the gene zcchc17, whose product is annotated as zinc finger, CCHC domain containing 17. The transcript is spliced from 8 exons. Lineage: Eukaryota; Metazoa; Chordata; Actinopteri; Siluriformes; Trichomycteridae. Gene Ontology annotation, molecular function: RNA binding; zinc ion binding. Bases 236 to 922 code for a protein of 228 amino acids. Gene Ontology annotation, biological process: RNA stabilization. The record is from RefSeq and is a predicted model, not a curated record.